UCAGCUAGUGCCGGCAUUUUGUUUAUUGAAAACCAUAAAAUAAACAGUUUACAAGCCAAAAGCAGGACCGAUAGCCAAAUCAGGAUCAUAAUAAAUAAAAAUGACGAAUAACUGGAAUAACUCAGAGAAAAUCGGAGGUAAUGGCGAUUGUCAAUUGCUCGUGGCGAAUAAAAUUCCCAUCGAAGUCUAUCUCGAUGGCUUCGAAGUCCUGGAUUUCCUCAGGACAGCUGGAUUAGUUCAUAGUUACGGAGGAAAAGUAACACCUCCCAAUGAGAGGACCCUUAUCUUAUCGAGACCAGAUCGUCCCCGAGGAAGCCAAUGGCUCAAGUUUGAUAUCAGAUGGCUGUACGACAGUAUCAAAUUCAACAGACGUCAGGACAUUGGAAAAUAUUUAAUCUCACCAGUGAUUCCCAGAAGAAAACCCAGAUCUCAAGUCUUACAGCUUCUCAAUUCAAAUCGACGUGAGCACCACAAGGAGCAGAGCAACGAAACACCGAAGGAGGAUGUACCAGAACAGCACCUGAACAGCUCAGUCCUCGUGGGUUCUCCAUCCUACAGCUUCCUGGGUGAUAAACCCCUGAACUUAUCCCCAGAGGUCCACAAAAAUCAGACACCAACUCUUCAAUCUGUCGAGGUUACUCCUGCACUCGGUAAAAUGAACAACGAUAAAAAAGUCAUGACUUCAUCUUCAAACCUCGAGAACAAUUCUAUGAACAACAGCUGCUGGAGAUUCCCUGGACAUCUGGCUGAUGUAGAGAAGAUACCUGUUGCUGGCCUCGAUAAUAAUUACGUCGGGACCAAAGACUUCUUGAAAUCCUGGAUUCACCAGAGGUCUGAAGUCGAGGGUCAGAAGGACCUGCAGAUCAUGCAGGAAGGGGAAUCCUCAGGGUCAGCUCUGCUGGAGAAAAAAUCGAUGGGAAAUGCGAAGGACAACGAGUCUUUACGAAUAGUGAGAUUCACAUUCGAAGACGAUCAGAAAAUCGUGAAAUACCUCAUCGACAAGAAGGCAAUCCUGAGGAUCCAAGGGCCCAGCAUUUGGUUUGAAAUGGCGUACGAUAAAAUUCUGCCAAAUCGCGACGCCUCCACUCUGAGAUUCCGUUUCGAAGAAAAAUUGCUAGCCCACAUUGAUCAGUACACCGACGACCCAACAGCCCUGAAGCAAUUCAGGGCCUUCAAACCAGGAACCCAGAAUUCAAUGGAUUUGAAUUAGCCGGGGGUACAAGAAGAUAUUAAGAUAUGGGAGCAUGAGUGAUGGAAUUUUUUGAUCUUAUUCAGUUGAAUAUACCU
This is a messenger RNA of Fopius arisanus, 1287 nucleotides long. RefSeq lists its product as uncharacterized. The record is from RefSeq and is a predicted model, not a curated record. The transcript has 3 exons. Bases 101 to 1210 code for a protein of 369 amino acids. Lineage: Eukaryota; Metazoa; Arthropoda; Insecta; Hymenoptera; Braconidae.